GUGGGGGCGGCGUCCGGCCUGGAUGACCUGGACGGCGCGGAGGGUGGGCGGCGGACUCCGGCCUGAUACUGUGGGCGACGGGGGAGGUGGGGGAAGCGGCGGCCGGAGGGAUGCCGGGGAGCGGGGCCGGCGGCGCGUCCGGGAACCCUAGGUAGCGAGAGGAGUCGUGGGAGAGAGAGAGAGAGGGAGAACGAGCGGGCCGAACCGCUCUCCUGCUCGGUUCGUUCGAUCGUCGGCUGGUUUUUUCUUCUCCCUUUUCUUGUCUUUUGUUUUCUUUUUUCCUUUUUCUUUUCUCUUUCUUUUGUUUCUUUCUUUCCAUAUUCAUCAUAUGAUAAAUGGCAAUUAUGUUUUCAGAAAAUUUUGUAUUUUUAGAGUUGCUCUUAUUUUGUAUCUCAUUUUUCUUUUUCGUAUUUUUUUUAUAUUUCUGGUCUUUUCUCUUUUCGUCCUUAUUUCUUGUUCAGCUCACAACAAAGGAGUUAGAUGAUCGUUCGAGCAUAGCUUCGCGCGCAGAGAUCCGAUUUGGCUCCUCGGAGCACGUGCUCCUGCACGCGAGAAAUAAUUUUCGAAAUGUCAAACAAAAUCCAACAAAAAUUUUAUGCAUUCAUAGUCACAUAUACUACCUCUGUACCAAAAUAAUUGUAGUCGGGGGCACUUAUACUAGUUUCCCCCAACUACAAGUACUUUGGCACGGAGGGCGUAGAUGCUAGGCAAAAAAAGGUUAAACGUUUUGGCUUGCGCAAAAAAACAGAUUGAACACCAAAUGUUACCCUAAAAUGUCAUCCAAAAUUUUUUUUUUCACCGACGAAACACUAUGGCUCCGUUUCACAUGAAAUUUGUCAACCAUGCUUGAAAACAUUUGACCACUUUUUUUGCGGUACCGUUCAUCUAGAGCCAAAACGCCCCUCCUGCUUCGUGCGCCUCUAUACGUUUCUCUUUAGCGAGCUACAUGUAGAGCGUCUUCAAUCCGAGCCCCCACUUCCUCUCUAUACGUCCGUGCGAACAUUCCAGACAAGGCUUGGACAGGAUAAAGAAGAAAAACGGCAUCCAAUUAGACCUUUUUUCUAAACUCAGUUCAUAUGUUCGGGUUGUCUUGCACCCUCAUCCAAUCAGACCAUUCAUCCAUUAUUGCUACCCAUGUUUGCUAUCUUUUUUUCUUGCUAGAUGCCACGUGUAUCGUUGUUAUCUUUUUUUUUCACGGAUAAUUGUUAAUUAUUGGGCCAGUGUUGAUCUUUCUUUAACACAGUACAAUCGAAAUCGCUCACACACACGAGCAUGCACUCAUCUCUGUAAACACAGACACGCACACUUGACCUCCGUGAGCACCUCCAAAAGACUGAGUUGACAUAACAUCUUGAGAUUUUACGAAGUCAUCGUAGACGUCUCGCAGUCGAUGUGUGCGUAUCAACCAGAUACCGUCCGAUUCUCUAUGGAUAAACAAUGUUAUACAUGGCAAACGUGGAUAGUGAAUUAACACCAACCAGAUGCAUGUCGUCGAAAUCAAAUGAUACUAUAUGUAAGUGCUGAUCUGAUCACGCACUAUCGAUCGCGCAGUACGUGAUGGAGUAGACGGUGUACCCGCGGGAGCACGAGCGCGUGCGCGAGCUCCGCCUCAUCACGCAGCAGCACGCCAAGUCGUUCAUGGGGUCGUCGCCGGACCAGAUGCAGUUCUUCUCCGUCCUGCUCAAGCUGAUGGGCGCCAGGAGCACGAUCGAGGUCGGCGUCUUCACCGGCUACUCGCUGCUCUCCACCGCGCUCGCCCUCCCCGCCGGCGGCAAGGUGGUGGCGAUCGACGUGAGCCGGGAGUGCUACGAGCUGGGCCGCCCGGUGAUCGAGGCGGCCGGCGUCGCGCACAAGGUGGACUUCCGCGAGGGCGACGGGCUCGCCGUGCUCGACGGGAUGCUGUGCGAGGACGGCGGCGCCAGGGCUGGCGCCUUCGACUUCGCGUACGCGGACGCCGACAAGCUGCAGUACGCCGGGUACCACGAGCGGCUGCUGCGGCUGGUGCGCGUCGGCGGCGUCAUCGCCUACGACAACACGCUCUGGGGCGGCUCCGUGGCCAUGCCCCGCGACAUGCCCGGCAGCUCCGACUACGACCGCCUCGUGCGGGAUAGCUUCCUCCGGUUCAACGCCGCCGUAGCCGCCGAUGACCGCGUCGAGGCCUGCAUCCUCCCCAUCGCCGACGGCGUCACGCUCUGCCGACGGCGUCACGCUCUGCCGCCGCGUCAAGUGAAGCACCCACCGUUCCCUUUAUUAAUUGCCCAACACGACGAAGAUGAGUUUUUAGUUUUGGACCCCGAUAUCCACCACACGUGUGGCAUAAUAGGCAUUCGCCCAUACAUCGUAUGUGGCAUGAGCAGGGGGCAGCCCACACGGGCUGUGUGUGGACGAAUAGUAGAAUUACCCACACGUGUGGUCACGGCUGCUUCGUGCCACACGCCCAACAAAUACUACUCUGAAGAAAUAUGCCCUAGAGGCAAUAAUAAAGUAUUAUAUAUUUCCUUAUAGCAUGAUAAAUGUUUAUUAUU
Aegilops tauschii subsp. strangulata is the source of this 2525-nucleotide messenger RNA. RefSeq names its product caffeoyl-CoA O-methyltransferase. The record is from RefSeq and is a predicted model, not a curated record. Lineage: Eukaryota; Viridiplantae; Streptophyta; Magnoliopsida; Poales; Poaceae. Gene Ontology annotation, molecular function: O-methyltransferase activity; S-adenosylmethionine-dependent methyltransferase activity.